AUGAAAGUAGCAAUCCUUGGCGCUACGGGCCAAAACGGCUCAUCUAUUGUCAAUGGCCUACUCGCCUCGACUGAAACACGAUUUGACAUCACCGCCCUUGUCAGACCCUCGUCACUCAAGAAGCCAAAUGUCAUCGAACUGCAGGGCAAGGGCGUAAGCAUAAUGUCAUUCAGCAUCAAUGACCCGGAGGACCAUCUUGUAGAUCAGCUCAAAGGCAUCGAAGUGCUUAUUGUUUGUUGUUUGCUCGAUGAAAUUGUUCUAGCCAGUGUAGCCAAAAAGGCAGGAGUAAAACGAUACAUUCCAUGCUUCUAUGCUGCGGUCAUGCCUCGAGGUGUUCAGUCGCUGCGAGAUAAUAAGGAGAUCAUCUUGGACCAUAUCCAGAGACUGCAUCUUCCUUAUACCGUCAUCGACGUCGGGUGGUGGUACCAGAUCAGUCUUCCCCGUCUGCCUUCCGGCCGCAUUGAUCGCAAUCUGUUUCUCUACAACGGUGCGAUUGGAGGAACUGGUGAUAUACCUUCUGCCAGGACCGAUUCCCGCGACGUUGGCAUCUAUGUUGCUCGUAUCAUCACCGACCCGAGAACCCUCAAUCAAAAGGUCUUUGCCUACACCGAACUCCUCACUCAGCAUGAGCUGUAUGAUGCAGUUGAGAAAAUCAGCGGCGAAAAGCUUGAAAGAAAAUAUCGCACCGCCAAGGAGAUUGAUGAUGGGAUUGCCAGAACCAAGGACAAUCUCAAAACGAUGUUUGACUACUGCCAGUUGACCUACCAAAAGUCAUUCGACGUUAUGGGGGAAAAUACACCCGAAUACGCCCGCUACCUGGGUUAUCAGAUUGGCAAAGACCUCUACCCUGACGUGAAGGGAACCUCUUUUGAAGAUUUCUUCAAAGAGACGUUGGAGACAGGCUUGUCGCCCAUGUAUGAGGAAUAUACAGAUUCACUGCGGGGUUCGAGCGAUUUCAUUUUCAAGGGUGAAGCCACUAUGGAAUGA
Messenger RNA from Fusarium pseudograminearum CS3096, 987 nucleotides. RefSeq lists its product as uncharacterized. The coding region runs from base 1 to 987 and encodes 328 amino acids. The transcript is spliced from 4 exons. The record is from RefSeq and is a predicted model, not a curated record. NCBI's taxonomy places the organism in Eukaryota, Fungi, Ascomycota, Sordariomycetes, Hypocreales, Nectriaceae.